Closterium sp. Naga37s-1 is the source of this 948-nucleotide messenger RNA. NCBI's taxonomy places the organism in Eukaryota, Viridiplantae, Streptophyta, Zygnematophyceae, Desmidiales, Closteriaceae. The record is from the annotation of a GenBank genome assembly.
AUGCCACGAUCGUCAAGAGCGUCGCGAGCGCCGUCGUUAGUAACCCUCGCGGUGGCACUGGUGCUUGUAGCGGGGGGCGCGAUUCGCGGCGGCGAGUGCAUGUUGCGAACCAUGCGGCUCGUCACCCUGUCGAAUAACGCGCUCGGCGCCAGAUGUCUUGACGGCAGCGACCCCUCGUAUUUUUUCCGCCCAGGCGCCUCUUCUACCCCGCCUGUCAAGCGAACCUCCCCGCGCGCGGCCGAUUCUCCAGUAGCAGGCGGCCACGUGGCAGGCAGCGGCCAGUCCGUCAAUCGGCGGUGGUUCGCCAGCAAAAGCAGCGGGAUCUCCGCGGGAAAACCAAACCAAUGGGGAUCGUCGUCGCCGGCGGGCGGCGCCGCGGGUCGCGACACGUGGCAGCCAGCGCAAACGCCGGGGGGGGACCCAGCGAUUCGGAUUCACAUCCAUCUGCCGGCGGGAGGGUGGUGCUUCAACGCGCAAGAGUGCCUUAAUCGCUCCUUGACCUUCCUCGGUUCCAGCUCGGGUUGGCCCACUAUCAUCCCCGAGUCCGUCCCCAUGGGCGGAAUUCUAAACGACGAUCCGGUCGUGAACCCGCUAUUCGCGGACUGGCCCCUCGCGCGGAUCAACUACUGCGACGGGGGGGGCUUCGCGGGGCAGCGCGGGCGCAUCAACGUCACCGUCCCGGGCGCGCCAGUCAGGGGGAGGCAGGCGGGGGGGCAAGGGGGAAAGCAGGGGCGGCUGCUGGCGGGGAUGAAGCCCGGACCAGGGGGGUCGGGGGGAGCCGCGGGGGGGGGGGGGGCGGUGGGGGGCGGGGGGAGCGGGGGAACAGGGGGAGCGAUCGGGGGGAAGCCGGGGGGGUCGGUGGGGGGGAAGCAGAGGAUCGUACCUCUUUACAUGGAUGGGUGGAACGUCGUUCGGUCCAUCAUAGAUGGUGCGUUCUUUUGGGAGUGA